Anopheles aquasalis is the source of this 6823-nucleotide messenger RNA. Its product is annotated as hemicentin-1-like. Gene Ontology annotation, molecular function: cell adhesion molecule binding. Gene Ontology annotation, cellular component: cell-cell junction; plasma membrane. NCBI's taxonomy places the organism in Eukaryota, Metazoa, Arthropoda, Insecta, Diptera, Culicidae. The record is from RefSeq and is a predicted model, not a curated record. Gene Ontology annotation, biological process: cell-cell adhesion.
UAGCACCUGCGCAUGUCACGUGUAGCUACACGACAAACGAUGGGUGUGCGUGCAAAGUAGCUUGCGCCGUUCAGGUUCCGAGAAGUUCCGUUUUUUUCGAACGGGAGAAGGACGGAGCGUUUCGUGAAGUCAAAGCGUUUGGCGUAUGGCUUCGCCAUUUGUUUCGAUAUUUCAUUCAAUGUUUCAUUAACAAGUGAUAUAAAGUGAUAUUGUGGUUAUUCUAAUAAUCUUUUUUGACGAUUAACUGCAUGCAUUUGGACAAACAACGGUAUGAGAAAACGAACCCUGGUGCGAGGACGUGCUCUGCGCUUAUGAAUUAGAACGGAAUCUGUAUUCCACAAGUUGCAGUAAAAGCGCCAAGCGCGUUUGUUUAGGUGGAUAUAUCAGCUUGGUUUGUAUGUGCGUGCGACUUAAUGAAUAUUACUGCAAAAUGUGCCUUGUUUCAUAGAGGAAAAGGAAAACCUUGAAUAAGUGUUCCAGUACGAUCAACAAGUUUACAACAAUACCUUCAUGCUGAUGUAGUUAAAAUCCCAUUCUCCCUACACACGGUGAAUCACAAGACAAGUGGCUGUACUGAUCAUUUGCGCGACUGUGUGAGAAGCAAAAACUAAAUCGACUUGCAAUAGGUAUUCUCACUGCUUUGUGCUGCGCAGAGGAUUGUAUGUUGAUAGAGAGUGGAAACUAUUUGGUCUCUUGAAGUAACUGGAAUUGGAAGUUAUAGCAAGAGCCAAGAGCAAAGGAGAAACGAAUCAAAUGUUCUGAAAUCGGAAAACACGAAACAAAAUGAAAUCAUCACGAGCCAAACAAACGAUGUAUCUUUACAGGACUCUAAUAGCUACACUGGUGAUCGGAUUGGCGAUGGCAAAUAAAACAAUGGACACGCGGGAAGGCGAAGAUGUUACACUCAAGUGUCGCUUCAAUGAACAUUACUCGGACCGUGAAUAUUCGUAUUACUGGGCCCAACAGUCUCCAAAUAAGUACGAUAAUGUCGCAAUAAAGGGUGAUACUUUCAACCCAAACUACAAAAUCGAUUACCGUCCCAAUCAGGGCGUCUACGAUCUUCAAAUAUUUAAUGUGUCCUAUGUUCGCGAUAACGGACGUUUCGAGUGUCGCAUCAAACAAAUCGGCAGUGAUAAUGCAAUUUACGAAGAUUAUUAUAACCUGACUGUUCUGACGCCUCCUCAGCCUCCCUUAAUCUUUCCGGGCAGUGAAACUACUGCUACAGAAGACCAAAAGCUAGAGCUCACUUGCAGCAGUGUUGGUGGGUCACCAGAUCCAACAAUUUCUUGGUAUCGCGAAGGAAGCACAACACCUUUGGUGGCAAAUCAGAUCUAUGGUGGAUCACGAGACAUGCAGACGACCAGCACACUGAUGAUUAUUCCACGCCGAGAGGAUGAUGGGGCGAAAUUUAUCUGCGUUGUAUGGAAUCGUGCGCUGCCAGAAGGACAACGAUUGGAGACGGUCACGACAUUAUCAGUAAAUUAUUAUCCACGAGUAGAAAUAGGACCUGAAAAUCCACUCAGUGUAGAACGAGAUCAAACAGCAAAAGUUGAGUGCAAUGUGGACGCCAAACCUAAACCCGAAACAAUCAAGUGGACUCGGAAUGGACGCUUUAUUUCAUCACAUCCUACGCAUACGAUUCACCGGGUGUCACUGCAAGAUGCUGGUCGCUACACUUGUACGGCCGACAAUGGAUUGGAUAAAACAGGCGAGCAGGAGAUCACACUGAAUGUGUUGUAUUCACCAAUCGUACAAAUCGAAACAAAAGCCAAAACUGCUGAAGAGAAGGAAACAGUGCAUAUUAAGUGUAACGUUACAUCAAACCCACCCCCAGUGACGAUCGAAUGGCUAAAAGAAGGAGACAUUGAUUUCAGGCGCAGCGGUGAUACCCUAGUAUUGCGCGAUGUACAAGCAGAUAAUGCCGGAACGUAUGUUUGCCGGGGUAUCAACAUGAUGAAACCGUAUGGUGGCAAAACGCUCGAGCGUGAAGGUAAUGCAUCGGUGGCACUGCUGGUACGUCACCGUCCUGGUCGAUCCAUAAUUACACCGGAAAACCCUGUUGUACACGUCGGCAAUAGUGUCAGCUUGAUGUGUAAAGCAGAUCCGCCGGGCUAUCCCGAUCCUCAGUACCGUUGGUAUCGCGAUGAAGGUGGCGAGAUCUCGACUACGGUUUUAGCGCAGGGUUCUCAGUACCUGAUACCAAAGGCAGGGCUUUCGAGUGAGGGCAAGUAUCAUUGCCAUGCUAGCAAUGAACUCGGUAAUGGCGGCAUGGCAAGUGCGACACUUGAGAUUCAUCAACCGCCGCAGUUUCUAGCCAAACUUCAAUCGAACAUGAUAAAACGCGCGGGGGAAACAGAUUUUUUCGUAACGUGCAGUGCGAAGGGAAAGCCAGAACCUGCGAUAAUCUGGUUUAAGGACGAUGUGGAACUCACUCCCGAGCUACUUCGUUACGAGGUCAAAACAAAUGUCGACCGUGGACCUAAUGGUAUGGUGACAGUUCAGAGUAUGCUUAAGUUUGCUGGAAACGCACGUCCUAAUAAAAACGAUCUGACAUCUACUGAUCGUGGACAAUAUACAUGUCUGUACGAAAAUGAGGUCAAUAAGGCCAACUCCACAAUGCAUCUUAAGAUUGAACACGAGCCGAUAGUGUUACAUCAGUACAACAAAGUAGCAAACGAUAUCAAAGAGACCGCGGAGGUGCUUUGUAAAGUGCAAUCAUAUCCGAAGCCAGAAUUCCUGUGGCAGUUUGGUACGAAUUUACUCAGCGCUGGUGGAGCAGGCCAUUAUGAGAUCAUUACUACAGCGGACGGCAAUGAUGUAUACACAAGUGUAUUGAAAAUUGGGAAUUUGCGACAUCAAGACUACGGCGAGUACCACUGCCGGGUGUCGAACCCGCUCAAUAGCAUCCAGGUGCCGAUACGCUUGCAACCCAAGGGACCACCGGAGAAACCGACAACGUUGAAAGCAGUCGAGCUAGGAUCAAACUUUGUUAUCCUAUCAUGGAGUCCUGGAUUUGAUGGAGGAUUAUCCAAUACAAAGUAUUUUGUUUCAUACCGUAAAAUUGUCAUUCCGAACGAAAACCCUAUGACGGAAGAGUGCUCGGCUGUAGCGGCAAGUGGUGCCGAAUGGAUGGAAUUUGAUUGUCAAAGGGAGAUUCCGUGCACUAUCAGUCCACUGGAUCGCCACCAAAGCUACGUUUUCAAGGUCAAGGCGCUCAACACGAAAGGAGUGUCUGAACACUCUAACGAGGUGACAGCAACGACUAAAGUGGAAAAGGUUCCGAUUCCACUGAACGCUGCUUUUGAUCCAGAAACUAAGGUCCUAGCAUUGAAUAUCGCGGCCACAUGCCUGUCAAUGGUAGCUAUAGUUGAAUCAGUAUUGUACGGAGACACACCGAUGGCUGCCUGGCACAUUAUCGAAAAGAUCGAUCUGUUGGUGGACGGACAUGAGCCAACGUAUCGCGAAACCGAAAUAAAACACUUUGUAGCCAAUCGGCGUAGUAAUGCACGCUCUCUUGGUAUUAACUCCAUUGAGGACAUUCCGUUACCAAUCGAGGAUGAAUUGAAUCCGCGUGUACGCGUCAAAUUGUGUCUAAGAAUCAACCAUGAAUAUUGCGGUGACUACCUUGAAGCACAUAUUGGACCAUCACAUGUUCAAGAAGCAUCGUUUGUAGAGGUGCCAACCUUAAUUGCUAUAAUUGUUACGUCUAUUGUAGCUGCUUUGUGUGCGGUUUUGUUGGUAAUGUUCUGCCGUUGUAAACGGCGCAACCAAAUGAAAGAGUCGAGCGCAAAAUCGAAGGAAUACGACAUAGAUUCGAUACAUCCGUCGAUUGUAGCCCAACAAAACCAAGCACCUCCUCCCUACUACUCUGCUAGUAGUUUAGAAAAUAAGGCUUUGGAACACUCUAUGGAUCUAGCCAUGGAUUCUAACACGGCGCUGUACGCCAGUCAACAAACAUACGGAUAUCAUCAGCAAAAUACAAUAGUUCCUCAAAUGCCGCAAAAUGAUUGGUCUAACAUGGGUUACGUUGAGAAUUCUUAUUCAAAUUCAAACAAUGGUGGUAGCGUCAACUCUCAGGACUCAAUCUGGCAGCUAAAAAUGUCAGCCGCUGCUUCCAAUUCGGCCAACCUUAUUCCUCAGCACAACUAUUUGGAGCAGCAGAUGCAACCAAAUUAUGGAUACGAUCCGAUGACGCAUGGUGGAUAUGGUGCUGUCGACGAUUAUGCCCCUUACCCGCACCUGAUGACCACUGCAGGCAAUAGCAGCCAACAUGGUGGUGACGACUAUCAUCACAAUCUUCGGAAUAGCCAAAAUCCGUCUCGUCAAGAUUAUUGCAGCGAUCCGUACGCCUCUGUUCACAAACCGAAAAAACGCUUGGAUCAACAUAUGGACUAUGUUGCCGAAUCUCCAUAUCAUGAUGUAAGUGGGCUGCCGGAUCCGUAUAUGGAACAGGAUGAAGCUAAGUCACCUGUUCAGAAUCAGCAUCUGUCUCUGAGCUAUGAUGAUGCGCUUGCUAUGGAAAGCGGUUACUCUACUCCUAAUUCGCGCAACCGACGAGUUAUACACGAGAUUGUUGUGUAGAGUUGUUAUAACUCACACAAUACAUCAGAGUGAAAUAUAUGAAUAUGAGCCACGACCACGAAUUUUUUAUCGAAAUGCGAUGAAAAUAACAUACCGGCAACGGAACUGAAAUCGUAUAUACUUAUUGUAUGACAAAUACCGAUCUAACACCACGAGGAAAGAGAGGAACCUGCAACAACACACAACCCAUCGUACUUAGCGUUUUAUAUUAAAUUGUUAAUUUUCAAAUUGUCAGACUAUCUGGUACCUAGCCAUAUUUUACAAAGGGAUGCACGGAGAUGAAGGAUGAUCUCAUAGCCCAAGUCCUUUCUACAAGUGGCAGACAGAAUGUUAAUCGAUGAGUGAAACAACUGUAAACUGUGAUUGUACAUAUAGUGUUCAUACUAAUGAAAACAGCAAGCAGAAAAAAAAUAUAGAUUGUCCAAAUUUUGCGAGGAACUGAUGAAUUAGCACAAGCCAUCCUGCAAACUGAUAUCGUCCAAUUUGAAGUAAGAUAUUUAACGCUAGGUUGGACUGGUGUAAAACGCAACGAAAUGCACGUUAAUGGUACGUUUUCAAAGGUACAACGAAAUAACUGAGCAGAAUCAUAAAUGUUGAAGCGAAUGGAGAAUUAAGUGUUAAAUGUGCCAUUAGCAUGUAGUAGAGAGAGUGAAAGAUCCAGAGCGAAUGUAAUUAAAUCCUGCCAAUAGUUUUUGAUCAGCGUCGUUUCAGUGGGACAUCACCCAUUAUUACAUCCUGCAAACCACUGUAGAUUGAAACGAUUAUUUAGCAUUAAAAGGUACUAUUUGCAUCCAUGACUUCUAAUAUAUAGGAGGUUAAAGAAUUGCGCUAUGAUUCUACACAUUAAUCCAGUAUUGCAGAUUCGAGCAGGUGUAUUGAAAAGUUGAUGUCUGGCAGUGCCAUGUUUCGUUUCGUGCCAAUUCUUCCAUAUUCACAGCAGCUGCCCAAGAAACAUUCCCAAUUUUUAUGUUCUCUCACGGGAGAGUUAAAAUUAAUUAACAUUAUCUCUAACACGUUGUUCCUUUGCGAAACAUAAAGUGUAUGAGGCAAUACAGCUACGUAUGGUACCAUUUUCACAAUGUCGUAGAAUGUUAUUUUUUCGUCUAUUUAAUGCUAUGCUUCAGUAUAUUGAUGUAUCCAGAGAAGAUAAAAUUCUAUCAUAACUGUAUGUUUUUAAAUGCAAAGUCUAGAUGUACAUAAUGUUAUUUGACCCCAAUAAUGAUUGCCUUUGGUUUUGAAAAGAAAAUACUAAGUACCCUUUUUAGACUGUAUUGCUAUGUGAGAUUUUUUUAAUAUUAAGGGAAACGAUCCACUAAACAUAAAAUCAUAUUUCAUUUAUGCGGCACUACUAUUGGAGGAAUUGUCCUUCAUUGGCGUGGGUAAAACGCAUGCUUUGCUAAAAAUUAAAGUAAAAUCAAGAAUAAUCGAAUAUAAUAAGGUAUCGUUAUAUAAACGUUGUUAAUUUAAGUAAGUUUAAUGCAAAUUGAUUGAUUUUUUUAUCCUAGGAAUUAUAAAACUAUGAAACGCUCUUGUAUUGCAAUAGUGUAAUUUAAUGUAAUAGUUCCCAACGAAUCCUCUAACCUCUAUAAUUUAUGAGGAGCUCGUGUUAGUGGCACAGUAUGAGAUUAUCUGACCAAAUGUAUGGAGAGCAUUCGUGUUUACUGGCGGUUAUCUGGCCAAUGGUGAAGUGUUGAAGAAGAAAAUAAUCUUUGCAAAACUUUUCAAAGAUUUUUGAGCUCAGGGCAGUGAGACGGUAUAGGCGGCAUUUGAUAUGACAUAAUAUAAAUGCCAUAUAAGCAAUAGCAAGGGAAAAUCGAGCGAAAUGCCAAUUCUCUUUAGGCCUCCUAUUCUGGAACUCCAUAAAUCGCAUAUUGUAGACGCUAAAAUGAUACAGAAACUGGUCCAGAUAAUCUCAUAGUGUGGACAAGUUUUGAAAUAGUUGAAAAGAGAGCGAACCAAUAGUAUACUUCAGGUAUCAAAGAAAUGCAAUGAAGGAAUAAUGCCUAUCUCACCGUUCAUUGCCACGAAAAAUCUUUGAAGUACUUUGCACACUUUUUCCGUCCACCGAAACAGGAAGAUGUAUAUAACGACUGAGUAAUAAUUUUAGUGCCUGGACAAGAAAAUCUUUUAUAUUUUUUCCUUAUUAUUUCUAGAGCCACAUUCAAAAUAGUUAUGUUCAUAGUUAAUUAUGAUAAGGCUACUUUCUGGUGAAAAAUAAAUAAAUGAUUUUUUUUAUUUAGAA